Molecule: messenger RNA, 648 nt
Organism: Alternaria ventricosa
Lineage: Eukaryota; Fungi; Ascomycota; Dothideomycetes; Pleosporales; Pleosporaceae
Exons: 2
Coding region: 1-648 (215 amino acids)
Biological process (GO): dephosphorylation
Molecular function (GO): phosphoprotein phosphatase activity
Source: RefSeq, a predicted model, not a curated record
AUGGGAAGGGCGGAGCGGUAUGCGAAUUACAUGGAUGAGGAUGUCAAGGGGUUUGUGGAGGCUUAUGCUAGUAUUCUGACGGAUGGAGGGGGCGCUUAUGGGACUAUUCUGCGGUAUCUGGCCAGCUUGAGCAGUAAUAGCGACGGAGGGAAAGAAGGACAGAAACUCGGUGCACUCAUCCACUGCACAGCCGGCAAAGACCGCACAGGAAUCUUCUUCGGCCUCCUCUUCGAUUUCCUCGGUGUCCCGCGCGAGCAGAUCGCAGAGGAGUACCAACUCACUGAACUCGGCCUCCGCCCUGCGAGAGACGAGAUUGUGGAGCGCUUGUUGACGAGUCCGGGGUUUAGGAAGUAUAUGCUUGCGCAGUCUACCGGAAAACCUCUAUCGAAAGAAGAGAUGGCGCAGAUCAUACAAGGACGGGAUAGCGAGGGUUCUGAUACCUCGGAGUUCCCGCCUGAGAUCCUGGAGAAGGGGAGACAAGCUGCGUUGCGCAUGGUGGGGUCGAGGAAGGAGAGUAUGCUGGCGAGUUUGGAUAUGUUGGAUGAGCGGUUUGGGGGCGCGGAACGGUAUAUGAGAGUGUAUUGUGGGCUUGGGGAUAAGGAGUUGGAGGCUUUGAGGAGGAAUUUGGUGGUUGAGAGGGCGGAGUGA